AGCAGAAGGCCUUUUGUACAGUACUGUGCGGUUUGUUUUGAGUUGGACAAGGAACAUUAAAAAUUAAACGGUCUGUUUUUAAUUUUUUUAUAUUUUAUUUAAGCAAGACCUAUUGAAAAGCCUAUUCGUCAUGGAAAUGCACGCAUUGCGCAAUGUAAACAACCCUAUGUUUAUCGGUGGCAAAGGCGGUCCUGGAAACGGUGCAGCAAGGAGAGCCGUGUUUGGCGAACUUUCCAACUUUUCCCACAAACCAGUUAAGAAGGUUCAAGCUUUGCAAUCCGCUAAACCGACUGUCCAGCCAGCUGUUAUGCAACCCAAACGUGCCCAGGUGCAGCAUGAUGUCCCCCCGCCUGCCCCAGCGUUGACCCCCUCUGCUCAAGCUGACGUCAGCAUGAAGGAAGAGGAACUGUGUCAAGCCUUUUCCAGCACCCUCUUUCCAGUCGAAGACAUCGAUGAGGGGGAUGCUGACAUGCCUCAGCUGUGUCCUGAAUAUGUGAAGGACAUCUAUGCGUAUCUACAAAGCCUUGAGGUUCAGCAGUCGGUUCGUCCCCGUUAUAUGCGUGGUUAUGAUAUCAAUGGACGAAUGCGUGCUCUCCUGGUUGACUGGCUGAUUCAGGUGCACUCAAGAUUUCAGCUCCUGCAGGAAACCUUAUACAUGACUGUGGCCAUCCUUGAUCGCUUUCUCCAGGUUCAGCCUGUGACCCGAAAGAAGCUCCAGCUAGUGGGAGUUACUGCAAUGCUGGUUGCUUGUAAAUAUGAGGAAAUGUAUGUGCCGCUGGUUGGGGACUUUGCCUACAUCGCUGACGAUGCCUUCUCAAAAGCCCAGAUCAGAGAGAUGGAGAUGUUGAUUCUCAGCGAGCUGAACUUUGAACUUGGACGUCCUCUGCCCUUGCACUUUUUGCGGAGAGCUUCAAAGGCUGGCAAUGCGGAUGCUGAGAAGCAUACACUGGCAAAAUAUUUCCUUGAACUGACGCUACUUGACUAUGACAUGGUCCACUAUAAGCCUUCUGAGACUGCAGCUGCUGCUCUGUGCCUCUCUCAACUUGUGCUUGAUGGCCAAAAAUGGUCACCAACCCAACAACACUACUCCACCUAUGCUGAGGCCCACCUGAAGCCUAUCAUGCAACAGAUUGCCAAAAAUGUGGUUACAGUCAAUGAAGGACUCUCAAAGCAUGUGACCGUGAAAAAGAAAUACUCCAGCAGUAGGCUCAUGAAGAUCAGCCUCCUUCCUCAGUUGAAGUCGUCACUUGUGAAGGAUCUGGCUGCUCCUCUGCUGUCCAGCUCCUGAGGAUUUUUAUGUGGGAAUGAACACUUGCACUUUAUUUGUGUCAGCCAUUUUGAGAGAUGGACUGCUGCUUUUUAAACUGAUGUACAUAUUUUUGGAUUGCUUGUAUUAAUAAAUGUUUCUACUUUUUAAUUUUUUUUAUUUUAA
This is a messenger RNA of Pimephales promelas (fathead minnow), 1432 nucleotides long. It is a transcript of the gene ccnb2, whose product is annotated as cyclin B2. Gene Ontology annotation, molecular function: cyclin-dependent protein serine/threonine kinase regulator activity. Lineage: Eukaryota; Metazoa; Chordata; Actinopteri; Cypriniformes; Leuciscidae. Gene Ontology annotation, biological process: mitotic cell cycle phase transition. The record is from RefSeq and is a predicted model, not a curated record.